CAGCGCUGAAAGGUCAGUUUCAGGCCGCCAUUUUGAUCACGGACAAGAAUCCUUUGUUUCCAGUCUGGCCGUUUUUAAGACAAUUCUACACAUUAGCAGUCAAUCAGCACCACCAAACCAACCGAAAGGGUCAAGAGAAGUGGCGAGGUUGCUAUGGACGAUCUGCCAACUGUACAUGCAGGGGACGAGACAGGCAGCAUCAAGAAAUUAUACUCGGGAAGGCAGCAGAACAAUGAAGGGGACAUCCCACGCGAGGAAACGUGCGGAGUAGAAUCCGACCAUCCUCCCGCACAGCGUCGAACAGAGCACACGGACAGGUUUGCGGUGAAACGUACUGUGGACAGACGAUUCGAGUGUACGGAAUGUGACUAUAGAGCAGCCAAAAAAUAUUGUCUAGUAAUACACACAAGAAUACAUACAGGCGAAAAACCCUAUAAAUGUGGCCAGUGCGACUACUGUGCUAGGCAGAAAAGUAGUUUAGACCUUCAUCGCACUACUAAGCACAGCGGAGAAAAGCCAUUAAUGUGUGACGAGUGCGAAUACAGGACUGCCGAUAGGUCUAACCUAUCAGUGCAUAUGAGACUGCAUACAGGCGACAAACCGUAUAAGUGUGACCAGUGCGAUUAUUCUACUGCGCGGAAGGGAAACUUAGACCGACAUAUGGCUAAACACACCGGAGAAAAACCUUAUAGUUGUAGAGAGUGCGGGUACAGGACGGCUGACAGAUCUUCCAUAGCGGUACAUUUGAGAAAACAUACAGGUGAGAAACCUUAUAAAUGUGACCAGUGCGACUAUUCUGCUGCAAAGAAAGACAAUUUAGACCGACACAUGGCUACGCACUCCGUAGAAAAGCCCUACAUGUGUGGUGGGUGCGGAUACAGAACGGGCAACAGGUCUCACCUAAACCGCCAUAUGAGCAGACAUGCAAGUGUGAAACCUUAUAAAUGUGAUAAAUGCCACUUUUCUACUAAAUGGAAAGACUAUCUAAAGAAACACUCGUUAAAACAUACGUCUUAGGGAUACAGUUGACACUUGCUAAUACGGGACCCUCGGCAUCUAUAACAUCCGGAUACAUGCAAAAAUUGCAGGUGAAUACUUCAACACAGGUCUAAUCAGUGCGAAUAUUUUGUUUCAUGAAGAUGUAAUUUAGACGUACACAGGGUGAAACAGACUGCUAAAUCAUAGUGGUCCUUCUGCAUUGUGAGAUAUACAA
Branchiostoma floridae (Florida lancelet) is the source of this 1213-nucleotide messenger RNA. Its product is annotated as zinc finger protein 525-like. Gene Ontology annotation, cellular component: nucleus. Gene Ontology annotation, biological process: regulation of transcription by RNA polymerase II. Bases 154 to 1017 code for a protein of 287 amino acids. The transcript has 2 exons. Gene Ontology annotation, molecular function: RNA polymerase II transcription regulatory region sequence-specific DNA binding; DNA-binding transcription factor activity, RNA polymerase II-specific. The record is from RefSeq and is a predicted model, not a curated record. NCBI's taxonomy places the organism in Eukaryota, Metazoa, Chordata, Leptocardii, Amphioxiformes, Branchiostomatidae.